AUGGAGCUGGAGCGCAGUGAGAACGUGAUUGUUGUCACGCACCAGGCACUGCUGCACUGCAUUUACGCCUACUUCCCGAAUUUCACCCCGCGCGCUUACUGCAUCGAGGAGCAGCGCUUUAAGGCUGACAUCCCGGCUGUCUCGACCUGGCGAGGCAAGGGUAGCUCAGCCAAGCACGGGGACUCCCCGGCGGAUAAGCAGUAG
Molecule: messenger RNA, 204 nt
Organism: Penicillium samsonianum
Lineage: Eukaryota; Fungi; Ascomycota; Eurotiomycetes; Eurotiales; Aspergillaceae
Exons: 2
Coding region: 1-204 (67 amino acids)
Source: RefSeq, a predicted model, not a curated record